This is a messenger RNA of Bipolaris victoriae FI3, 981 nucleotides long. RefSeq lists its product as hypothetical. Gene Ontology annotation, molecular function: ferric iron binding; catechol 1,2-dioxygenase activity. Gene Ontology annotation, biological process: catechol-containing compound metabolic process. The transcript has 3 exons. NCBI's taxonomy places the organism in Eukaryota, Fungi, Ascomycota, Dothideomycetes, Pleosporales, Pleosporaceae. The coding region runs from base 1 to 981 and encodes 326 amino acids. The record is from RefSeq and is a predicted model, not a curated record.
AUGUCAGCCCCAGUCAGCUUGAAGGAUCUCACCACCGAAAACAUCACUGAGAAUGUGCAUGCUAUUAAUUCCCAAUGCUCCAAUCCCCGCUUGAAAUAUAUCCUCGAGCGAGCUGUAACACAUCUGCACGAACUUGCGAGGGAAGUCAGGCUCACCACCGAUGAGUGGAUGGCAGCCAUCCUCUUCUUAACUAAAGUUGGACAAAUCUCCUCAGAAACCAGACAGGAAUUCAUUUUACUAUCAGAUAUUUUAGGUCUUUCGCUCCUAGUAGACUCGAUUGACCAUCCCAAACCUCAAGGAAGCACCCAAGGCACCGUACUUGGCCCAUUCCACACACACGAAGCCAAGAAUAGGGACCAAGGCAGUCUCAUAUCACACGAUCCAGAUGGAGAACCGCUCCUUGUUUUAUGCACCCUGAAAGAUGUUCACGGUAACCCUAUUCCAGGAGCGCAGAUCGAUGUGUGGGAGACGGAUUCAAAAGGCUUCUAUGAUGUGCAACACGCAGAUAGGACGGGCCCGGAUGGUAGGGCUGUCCUAACGAGUGAUGAGAACGGUAACUUCUGGUUCAAAGCCAUUGUUCCUGUCCCUUAUCCAAUUCCACACGAUGGGCCUGUUGGAAAGCUUCUGAAAUUGCUGAACCGUCAUCCGUAUCGACCGAGCCAUAUGCAUUUCAUGUUCAAAAAAGAGGGAUACGAUCCCCUCAUAACUGCUUUGUACUUGAAGAACGAUCCGUACGAAUUGACAGACGCAGUAUUUGGUGUCAAGGACUCUUUGGUGGUUCCGCUCCAGAGAGUUGAGGAUGAAAGGCAAGCCAAGACUUAUGAGGUGGAAUUGGGGUCUGCGCUCAUCUCGUAUAACUUUGUUCUGGUCAGCAAUGAAGCUGCAGUAGAAUUACGCAGGCAGAAGGCAGAAGAGGCGAUGGCUGGUCUGAAAGGCAAGUUCAGAUUCAUCGGCAAUCUACCGGUUCCAGAUGUAGAUUAG